Molecule: messenger RNA, 1341 nt
Organism: Rhipicephalus sanguineus (brown dog tick)
Lineage: Eukaryota; Metazoa; Arthropoda; Arachnida; Ixodida; Ixodidae
Product: probable glutamate receptor
Exons: 7
Coding region: 1-1242 (413 amino acids)
Cellular component (GO): membrane
Molecular function (GO): ligand-gated monoatomic ion channel activity
Source: RefSeq, a predicted model, not a curated record
AUGAAGCCCAUGCUGGAAGUGUCGGUCGUGGAUGAUGAAGUCGUGUUCGGGGGCCUGGGCUGGUAUAUCAUCCAGAGCCUGCAGAGAGCCCUUCGAUUCAAAUGCGUGUAUGACAGCGUGCAGUUGCAAACGACGGACGAGCAGAUCUGGUCCAGUCGACGCCCUACGGGAGAGUGGGGAGGUCCUCUUGGCAUGUUGGAACGAAACGAGUCUGACAUCUCGGCGCACCCCGUGAUACCGACAGCUGACCGCAUCACGGUGGGCACACCGCUGCCAGCCUACGUAUACGCCAACCCGCGGUACUACGCGGGCACGCCCAACGAAUACAUGACCAGCGUGUUCGGCUACUUGAUGAGCUUCGAUCUCGAGGUCUGGUUGGGUCUCUUGGUAUGCUGGCCCCUGAUGAGCGCCCUGAUCUCCUUUAUCCAAGCUGUACGAUCGCCACUACGCUUCAAGGACAUAUUCACCAACAAUCUCUUCGACUUUCUGGGGGUCAUGAUGUUCGAAGGCAGCGUUCGUCCUCUGCGUGACGUCAUAGGUCGCGUGGUGUUCGCCGUGUGGUGGCUGGCAGUGCUGGUGCUGAUGAACUCGUUCCAAGGAAACAUGAAAGCCAGCAUGAGCGUCAAGACGCCAACAGAGCGCCUCGAGACAUUCCGUGACUUGGCCGAGAGGCCGCAGCUCAGGCCCGUCAUCAUACGAGGAACCACCUUCGUACACCAGUUCAAGGUGUCUCCGGAAUGGGAACUGCAACAAAUUCUGGCCAUGGCGCGUACCCACCGGUCGAUCCUGCCCGCCUCCGCAGUCUUCACACGCGAAACCUUUGACGAGAUGAUCGCUAAGCGUGCAGUCAUAUUCAUGGAGGACAACGUAAUGCAGAGCUACAUCGCAGCCCUGUAUCCACAUAAGCCUGGAUUGGGCACCAUCUACCCUUCCAAACAGCACACCAUAGCGGCCCAGUUCUGCAUGUUCAUGCGCAAGUCCCUGCAACCAAGAAUCAUGAAACUCUUGCACACAAGGUGUCGCUGGAUGCACGAGUCAGGACUGACGGAAAAAAAACGGCUGGAGCUCCAGCCUCGUUCCUGGUACCCGUCCCGGCCUGACUCCUCUCAAGUUCAUUCUCUCUCCGCCGAAGACACUGCUGCACUGUUCUACAUGGUGCUGCUAGGACAGGCCAUUGCACUAAUGGUCUUUUUCGGUGAACUACUGGCACACCAUCUCACCUCGAAAACCAGCUUGGCCUAAAGCUACUGGCAGAGAUGCUCCCUUAUCUUACUCUUCAUAGCACUGCAAUUUGGAACGAGUAAUACCUCGCUCUUUUCGCGUGACGCGGCUUAACCUUGA